This is a messenger RNA of Lymnaea stagnalis (great pond snail), 4497 nucleotides long. NCBI's taxonomy places the organism in Eukaryota, Metazoa, Mollusca, Gastropoda, Lymnaeidae. The record is from the annotation of a GenBank genome assembly.
UCUAUAAAAAAAAUUAAUUCCACAGGUACCGCCAAUUAUUGUAAUAAAAGGACAACACCGGUCAAGGCAGAAGAAGGUCUCACUGGUAGGCUUUCUAAUGAGAGUGACACAGCUGUUGGGUGCUAUGGAGACACCAGCAGCUAUUCUUCUGAUGUUCAUGAAGCUCUGGAUGCAGAAGGCCGUUGUAUUAUCACCCUGCAUAAAAUAAGGUAAAUUGUUACAAUGUGCUGAAGGUGUUAAGUAACUUAAAGUAUCAAAUAUUGUCAUAGGUCAAUGUUCACUGCACAAAUAUUAUGAAGGUAUUUAUGUAACCUUAAUAUGAAUCUUUGCUCUGGGUUAGGUAUCCUCAAAAGGACCACCAACAUAUUAUGUAAUUAAGUCUGUAUAUAUCAUGUUUUUGCACUGCUUCAGGUUGCCGACGACGAGUGAAGUGAAAGACCUGGCCAUCAUCAAUGUGUAUGUUCCUCGUGCUGGUGACAGAGAAGACAGGCUCUUGUACAAACUAAAAUUUCUCUCUGUUUUACAGAGCAGAUGUGAAGCAUUGCUGCAGAACAAGAUGUAAGAUGCACCCCAAACAAUCAAAUGAAUUGUAAUAAUAUUUUGCUUGGAGAGUUCUAUAAUGCUUAAUUUAUCAGCUAGGGUUUCUCAAGCAGAAUCCUGGUCCAAUUUUAGUAAAUGAAAGACUUUCCAGGAAUUCCCAUGGUCAUGAGAAAUGCUGGUAUAAACUUUUAGAAUACAAUUUAAAUUUUUUUUUUUUAAAUUUCAGCAAGUCACAGAUUGUUACAAUUGUUUUUAUAAACUAUAAGCCAGGACCUGUAAAAUCUAGUUAAUUGCACUAAAUUAUUAAGCUCAAUAUCUCUAGUUAGUAGGUUCUCAAGUGUCUUAAAGUCACAAUUAAAGUGACCCUACCACAAGUGGCCAAACUUUCAACAAGCCUUAACAUCGUUUUUCAUUUGUUAAAAGACUAUAAAAAUAGAUUAUUAAAACUCCCUCUUUCAUCAUUUAAUCAUGUUAAAUAUUAUAUUUUAUAUAGGCUUAAUACUAGAGACCGACCGAAUUUCGGCUUCGGUUUCAGCGCCGAAAUUUGACAUUUGAUCACUUUCGGCAUAGUUUCGGUUUCAGACGAACUUAAAAAUAACUUUCGGCAUAGUUUCGAUUUUGGCCAAAAAUGAAAAGUUAACUUUCGGUUUUAUUUCGGUUUCGGCCGACAGUGAUUGAUGCUUUUGGUCGUAUACCAGAAGUCAGACUGACUGCCUUUAAUCGGGCAAUCCGAUAUUCAUUAUUACUCAACGCUUUGCUGUCAUCGUAUGUAAUAUGACUUAUCAACGAAAACAGCUCACAGCUACGUGAUGACCUACUUGUCCUUUAUUUCCAAAAAAUAAUUAUUAAUUAGGCUUAAGCAAACGUACUAGAUUUGUGGAAAAACAAAUACUGGAAUGGUAAUAUUUAUCUUAAUAAUUUUGUUUUAAUUUUUUCAAAAAUAAAAUUUGGUGGACCUAAGUUUAUUCAAUUCAUUUUGAUUUAUCAUUAUCAUGCUCAAAAAUGUUGUUGUAGGCAAAUAAUAUUAAAUGAUCCAGGGAAUGUUAAUAUUUCUAUUAUUUUUUGUUUGUUUUAUGCUUAAAAAGGAAAAUUAGGGAACUUUAGGCUUAUUCAAAUCAUUAAUUCAUUGAAAUUCAUCAUUGUCAUGCUGAUAAACUUUGUUAUUGACGAAAUAACACGUUUGCAUGUAUAACUGGUUCAUAAUAAUAAUAAUUAUGUAAUAGGCCUAUUGCAGACCUGUUUACUUUUAUGAUUUUGGCGACCAAUGUAAGAUUUUUAGGUUUUUUACCUUUCUACGCCGAGACGCAUCAAUACUACUAUUUUAAGAGACCCGGUUAAAAAUUAUAUCUCCUCCUCCCCCCCCCCCCCCCCCCCCCUCAAUGAGAGUGGGGGAGGUUGGUCACCAAACGAAAUUAUUAUGUCACAGCACAGAAAGACUAGUGUGUUGGUACUAGGCUAAAUAUUAAUACAGUGAUAUCUUGCCAGCUGUAUAUGAAAACACAAAGCUUUCGUAUGACAAUAACCGCAAAACAUAGCAGUAUUUUUAUAUCCUUAAUGACAGAUUUUUAGGUGAAAUUUGGCUCUGUUAGAGACUUUCAGCAUAUUUGAAAUAGUAUGGUUUAGCGGCACAAAUGCUUCCUUCAAGACUUAUAUCUGUUCAUUUAAGUGAACCAUACCAAUAAAACAUGGAUAGUUGCAUAGGUUAAGCUUUCGAUCUGUACCAAAUAUGUCUAGGUAGUGUUGUAAUUAUAUUGUAUGAAUUUUGCGCAUUGCAAAUCCCAUCUACAUGCAUAGGAGCCAAAAUGAUCAAUAAAUUGAUCGUGGGCCCUUAAGAUAUAGAAGAAGAAGAAGUAGUAUGCAUGAACAAAUUUCAAAAUAUCAAAUUCUUUCGGCUUUGGUUUCGGCCAAGAGUCUCAUUAAACUUUUGGUUUCAGCCGAACAUCAUUUUUAACUUUCAGCCUUGUUUCGAUUAUGGCUGAAAUCAGAAAAUUAUUUUCAGUCGGUCUCUACUUAAUACCAGGAAAUCUCAGGAUGAGAGUUACUUUCAUCCCGUUUUUCCGGGUUAAGCAAAACCCUGGGAAUGAGAAACCCUGUUAUCAAAAUUUAGAAAUAGUUGCUCAAAAAUAAUCUGUAAGCUAAUAAUGCUAUUCUAAACAAAGUAGAAAAUGAAGUUUCUUUAUAUAACAACACAUUUAAUCUCUAAUCCAAAUUAUCAUUAUUUUACUUAACAUUUAUUUUUUAGUUUAAUUUUGACAUUUUUAUUUAUUUAAGACUUUUUGUUUGAGCCAAAACAAAACCAGCAGUUGUAAUUUCUUGUGGUUUACUCAAUGAUUGAAAAAGUUUUUGUUUCUUUCUGCAUUAAGUCAUGUGAUUGUACUUGGUGACCUGAAUCUGACCCAUAAAAACAUCGACAACUGUGAACCAGAGACAGAUGUGAGUACGGUUUCAUUCAUGACUGAAGUUAUUGUCUUAUUAAUAUUGCUUUUGAUUAUGAAAUUAAAAAUCAUACCCCUUAAAAAAAAAAUUACAAUCAGACAUUAAAGAAUUAAAAUUGUGCUAAUACUUCAUUUUUUUUCUUACGUUAAUCAGUAAUGCUUAUUAGAAAUUAUAGAGGAAGACAUAAUGUCUAUGGUCGGCUAAAGACUCAAUGAAAAAUGUUUUGAUAUCAUCAACUACAUCAGUAAAAAAAAAAUAGAACAAGUUUUCAAAUAAAACUCUAAAUUAUUGAAGUAAUGAAGAAACAGCUUCAACUGAAUGAUAAUUUAUGUUUCUUUUCAUUGAUUUUUUCAGGUAAAUUGUUCAACCCUACCUUGCAAAAUCUGGAUGAAUGAGAUGUUACAGAAGUCAGAACGUGAUUCUUCUUUGCCUCGCUCCGAUGGCUACCUGCACGAAACCUCACUUCCAGGGCUGAAGGGAGGCCACUUUAGUGACAUUUUCAGAUUUUUAAACCCUAAUCAAGAAAACGCUUACACAAACUGGUGUACUACAACUGACCACAGGAAGACCAACUACGGCCGAAGGUUGGACUACAUUCUGGUGGACACCGAACUGGCUCAGUUUGCUACAGAGUGCAAAAUCAUGACUGAUGUUGAGGGCUCUGACCAUUGUCCUGUCAUUUUGACCUUGAACUGCGAAUCCAUUCCAUCACCAACUUGCCCUCAGCACUGUUCAAAGUUUAUGCCAGAGUUCAAAGGUCAGCAGCAGAAGUUGUCUUCCUUUUUCUUAAAGGCUGAAAAGAAGGUUAAAAAAACUUCAGAAUUAGAUUCUUCUCCAGACGAUGUGCUGCUAUCCAGUCAAGAAAGCAAUUUAAGUGCAGGAAUGUCAGAGUCACUAACUUCAGUGUGUGACCAUAAGGUCAAAAGGGAUUUUGAGCAAGCAGGUCUCAAGACUGCCAUUAAAAGGGAUGCUUCUGCAGCUGAUAAAAGCAACAGCAAAAAAAUAAAAAUUGACUCCAAUAAAAUGGAUGGCAGACAGGUCAGCUUGACCUCAUUUUUUACAAAGUCAUCAAGUAGGACAUCUUAUGCUGGUAAUUCUGGUGUAACAUUAGCAUCUCAACAUGAGAGUGCACUGACCACUAUAUCUGGCAGUGUUGAUUUGUUAGAUACUUCCCAAUUCUCAGAAACUUUCAGUUCACAGAAGAGCUUGUCUGGCAGUUCUAGCAGUCAGGAAAGCUCAACUGCACUGGAAGGUCAAAAUUCACAAAACUCAGAAGCUUCUGAGACCAACAGUUCAAAAAACAACAGCCAAGCGUGGAAGUCAUUGUUAAAAGGUCCAGCCCCACCUCCCCUCUGCCCUGGCCAUAAGGAACCAUGUGUUCUGAAGACUGUCAACAAAAAGGGUCCAAAUAAAAACAAACAAUUUUAUGUGUGUUGUCGACCCGAUGGGGCCCCAGGGAAUCCAGAGUUUAGAUGUAAUUUCUUUCGUUGGCUUGAUGACAGACAUAAGAAGAAAACUUGA